Messenger RNA from Pyrus x bretschneideri (Chinese white pear), 1556 nucleotides. RefSeq lists its product as uncharacterized. Lineage: Eukaryota; Viridiplantae; Streptophyta; Magnoliopsida; Rosales; Rosaceae. The record is from RefSeq and is a predicted model, not a curated record. The coding region runs from base 206 to 1360 and encodes 384 amino acids. Gene Ontology annotation, cellular component: endoplasmic reticulum. The transcript has 3 exons.
AACAAAAAAAAAACAAAACAAAAAAACUGGGAGUCCUGAAUUGGAAAGGCCCUUAUCCAUACUAAGAUCAUGUAGAGAUUUGUUACCCAAUCACUGGAUUCAAAAACAACUCCCACCAGAUCAUUCCAUAUAUGACCGUUGGGGAUUCGAAUUUUAAAAACCACAUCUUUCCCUACACAGCAUAGUUGUGAACGCUUCAAAGACCAUGUCCACAAAACAAAGCCUCUCUCCUAAACCCGGAAACGCUCAAGCAGCCAUGAAAUGCGCCCUCUCAUCGUCGCCGUCGAUGACAACGACAUCAUCCUCAGUGAAAUCGAGCACCACCACCGCCAUGGACGACGACAGAUCUGAAAACCGCGACAGCUGCUACUACCCAGGAUGCCGGAAAGAUGCCAACUGCAACUGCGAAAUGUGCUUGGCCAGCAUCAAUGCCACUCUCGAUCUCAUGCCUUUUAGCAUCCAGAAAAGCCCGCUCACCAAAUUCUCAUCUUCAAGGCCUAAGAACAACCCAAGUGUUGAACGCACCCCCAUCUCUUUCGAUGCUUCGAUUUUGUCCACACCCACGUCGGGCUCUCCCCCGAUUCCUGUGUCCCCGGAGCUUAAACCGGCUGCAAGAUUGAAAUCGAAGAAGAAGACUAAGAAGAUGGAGAGAAAAUGGGGUUUUGGGUGUGAGUUUUGGGGAUUGAUUUUGGGUUUAAUCUUGGUUUAUCUGGCGAUGUGCGGAUUUUAUAAGAUGGUUUCGGGUGCAUUGAAACCAAUUCUGUCGCCGGAGAUGGUAAGAAAUGUUAGUGAAAAAUCUUGGGUUGUGGAUGAUAUGAAUGGCAGGCUGAGGUUCUUGCAGAAAGACAUGCAGGGUCUUGUUCCUAGGAGGGUUUCGAAUUGCAGCUAUCCUAGUUCUAUAUGGGACAUUAGUCAGGAUGGUUUGCUUCUAAGCUCACAUUGCACAUUGUAUAAAUCUGCAAUUGAGGAGGUGCGGAUAUGGGGAUGGCCAUUGCAGACUGCCGGGUUGCUCACGAGUGGGUUUUCUUCCCGGUCUUUCACAAUCUUAUCCGGCAGAGUCACAGAGUGGUCGGAUGGAAAGGUCGGUAGCUAUGUGAUUCGGAAGCCAAACACUUCGUGGGUGCGGAGAAGUUGGGGUGCCUCAGCUGUGCAGCUAGAUCCCAAUACAUGGAUUCUUGAGUACCGGUGGAGCACGAUAUGCGAUAACCAAAGAUUGGUUUCAGCAGCACUAGCGUUUUUGAAGAAUAUGAUCUCAAGAAUGCUUGGAAAGAUGCAGCAGAAAUUUUGGCUCUUAUCUACUUUUGGCAACAACCAGUACCUUGAAACUAGUGCAAAUUACAAUAUCGAAAUCCCAACCUAAAGAGCUCAGCGGACAUCAUCGGAGGUGCAAUGUUUUCUCUCAGCAGAUAUCCGGACGUCAUAUCUUGUGAGAAGCUUCGAAAAAAUGUCCCCUUGUUAUGUUGUAUUGCGGAACCGGUUGAGCUUAAUUGUUGAUCUGAUCUCGAACUGUAUAUGUUCCCUAACGGUGUAAUGUAAUCGGGAAAUUGUUGCUUUCC